Molecule: messenger RNA, 1786 nt
Organism: Phlebotomus argentipes
Lineage: Eukaryota; Metazoa; Arthropoda; Insecta; Diptera; Psychodidae
Gene: ZnT77C
Exons: 4
Coding region: 154-1581 (475 amino acids)
Biological process (GO): intracellular zinc ion homeostasis; detoxification of zinc ion; zinc ion transmembrane transport
Cellular component (GO): membrane
Molecular function (GO): zinc ion transmembrane transporter activity
Source: RefSeq, a predicted model, not a curated record
CACAUGCGUUGGGCGCAAAAUCCGCGAUCAGUUGUUAUUUCUUGAUCACUUGGCAAGGAAACGGCCGUGCUUCCUCGCGGAAGUUGUUAACCUUUAUAUUAGUGAAUCAAAGACUUCCUCUCUUGGGAUCAAUUGACACGAUUCUGCGCUGAAAUGGGCCUCAAAGACUUCGUUCACCGACUUGAGCCAGUUCAAUUGUACGUUGUGCUCAUCUUAUCAAUCGUAUAUUUUCUCGUUCAGCUCUUCUUCAGCCACAUAACACACGCUCUCACGCUUCUAGUGAACUCUUAUCACAUGCUGUGCAACAUUAUCGCUCUCACUGGAUGCAUAAUUACCAUUAAGUACAGCAAAAAGGCGCCCGGUUCGCCUGCGCCUCGAAAGGAGAAUGACUGCGCAAUCGAGAUGCAGCCGAACGCGGAUCAGCGGCUGCAGAGCUGCGAUCACCAGAGCGGCGUCCUGAGGAACACCUUUGGCUGGACGCGCAUCGAUCUGCUCACGAUGAUGAUUGUGUGCAUCUUCAUGGCGUCGCUCAGCUUCUCGCUGCUCGUGGAGGCUCUGCAGACGCUCAUCCACAUCAACUACGCCGAUACGAUGCACCAUCCCAUCCCGGUGCUCGUAGUGGGCGCUACGGGGCUCGUGCUCAACGGCGUGUGCCACCUGCUCAUCGGCGGCUACACCUUUCACCAGGGCAGCUUCCUGCACAUCACGUCCAGCGGAAACGUGGUGCUGGACCGCGUGGUGUCAGACAAGUCCGUGCAGAAGGGCGAGCGGCGCCUAUCGCGCACCAAGAAGUACGCCGUGACGCUGGUGCAGCAGGACGGCGGUUACCGGCAGAGCAUCAUGGAGAUCGCUCGCGACAUUUGCAGCUGCCUCUUUGUCAUCGCGUGCGCAAUCAUCGUGUUCUUCGUGAACAAUGAGAACAUCACCAAGUUCAUCGAUCCCGUGAUCUCCAUUCUCUCCUGCAUCGUCCUGCUGAUCCUCAGCUAUCCUUACAUGAAGGAAUCCAGUCUCAUCUUACUGCAAACAAUUCCAGGCUCAAUCGACAUUGAGCACUUCAAGAACACGCUUCUGACCACCUUUCCGGAGAUUGAGAGCGUGCACGAUCUGCACAUUUGGCAGCUCACGCGAAGCAAGUACGUCUCGACGGCUCACGUGAUCUUCCAGGAUCCGCGCACGUACGCUCGCGUGAUGGAGGAUGUGCUGAGCUUCUUCCGCGACCAGGGCAUCACGAUCGUUACGGUGCAGCCGGAGUUCAAGACCAAGUCCAGGAGCGCGUCCGUGGACAGGAAGUCCGGCGAUUGCCUGAUGGUCUGUCGCGACGUCUCCUGCCUGGACAAGUCCUGCUGCAAGAGCUUCGAGCAGCUCGCCCCGGAGAUUUGCCACGGCGAUUCACGAGAUGCCAAGCCAGCGCCAAAAAGCUGCCCGAAUGGAGUGCAGCCGCCAAAAUUGGACGCCAAGACGCCAAGAGAGAACUUCAGUAUUAGCGUGGGAAAUGUGAAUGAAGGGAAUGAAGUGAAUUCGAGUCCGCUGAGAAAAUUCAAUAGCGAGCCCCAUUUAUUCAUUCGAGAAGAGCAACAGUGAAGAUUCCUCGGAAUGCAGACUGAAAUAUUUGUUCAACUGCUCUAAAGUUUUACGGGUCUUCGGAAGACAUUUCCACUAACUUCUAAUCAACACCGUGUGCCAGAUUUUAUCCAAAAAAGAAGAGAUUACAGAUUAUUGUUUUAUGAAAAUUAAAUUAUAGCUAAAGAUUUUACUUCAAGAGCGCAUGGAAGAAAAGUGUUCAUUG